Leptosia nina is the source of this 1998-nucleotide messenger RNA. The record is from the annotation of a GenBank genome assembly. Lineage: Eukaryota; Metazoa; Arthropoda; Insecta; Lepidoptera; Pieridae.
AUGGAGUUUCGCGAAACGCUGCUAGCUGCGCAACGUAAUCAACAAGAAAAAUCUUCUGUUGGUAGUUAUUAUUAUAAAGCAAAAUUUGAUCCUCCCAAGAAAGAACAAAGAGAAAAGGAUCGAUUAUCAGCCAACAUCCAAAAAUUCCUAGCAAAAAAAGAUGAAGAAGAAAGACAAAAGAAGUUAGAAACCCAACGUAAAAGAGAGGAAUUACUUGCUAUGCGGGAUCCAAAGGCUUUACGGAAAAUUCAGAAAACCUUAAAAGUAAUCAAAUCAGCAAACAAAUCGGUGAUUGCUGAUGCUAUCGAUAGAGACCACACUGCUGUUACUCGUGAGGGUCCAGAUCAACCAGACCAGGAUGACUAUGGUUAUGAAUCCCAGUCUGCUGCUGCUAUAUAUGAGAAAAUGAUGCAGAAGUAUAGCAAAAUGCCUGAUGAACCUAAGUUUCCUUUGUCAAAUAGUAUGAGCACCAAGGAUUUACAUGGAACAAGAGAACGGGUAAAACACGCUCUGCGACAUGAAGAUGAUCCAGUGCCACAUAAAAGGCGGCGUCGCACAGACGGAGAUUCCAGCCCACCACAAAAAUAUGAACCUGAGAAGGAAAAGGAGAAAAAAAUGGAAAAGCCAAAAAUACGGAAAUCAGCUCCUCCACCAAUGGAUUUUAAUCAACUUUUAAAGCUGGCAGAACAAAAGAAAAGUGAACCACUUGAAAUUGGUGGAACAAAAAAGGCUGUUACUGAAUCAGAACCUGAAAGGUUGAUGACUAAAAAACAGAAGAGAGAAUAUGAAGAAGAAAUGGCAAGAAGACAAAGAAGGCAAGAACGAAUUGAGGCUGAGAAGACAGGGAAAAAAGCCGUGAGAGAAGAAAAGCCAUUAGAAAAAGAACGAGAACGUAAACCAGAUGUAGCUUCAACUGGUUUUGGAAGAAUACCAAAAGUAGGUGAACGAAUUUCGCAAAAAACGGAAUCCCCUAAAGUACAUGACAGAGAGAAAAAAGAAAACGAUCGAGAUAGACUACAAAGGGAAAAGGAACGAGUUAGGUUAGAAAGGGAAAAAAUGGAACGCGAAAAGGAAAGAAUAGAUAAAGAAAUUUUAGAUAGAUUGAAGGCAGAAAAGGAUAGAAUCGAAAAACAGAUGGAAAAACUAAAUAAAGACAGAGAGAGAUUAGAUAAAACCAAGGCAAAACUAGAAACCACUUCAGAUAGAAGCAGAGAUAAGUCCAAAGGUAGCAAAGAGGUUGCUGUAAAACAAGAAGUCAAAAAGAAUAUAGAUUUAAAGAGUCAAAACACUUACAGGAUAGAGAAAACCUUUAAUGAUAAAAAGUCCGUGUUGCAAAAGCAAGAAAGACCUAAUGGCCACAGCUCACAGAGCAAACCCGUGCCAAAACUUAGUAAAGACAGCUUAGAUAGAAAUAUUAAAGAUAAAGUUGUGUCGGCCAAGAAGCAGUUUGAUGGUAGCCCAAGGAAUGGUAACAUUAAAGCUGAUAAUGGGAAACGCCUACCGGAAAGUAGUGCUAGCAAAUCAUGUUCUAAGAAAGUGGACGAAAGAAAGUCUGUACAGAAUGGAAUAAAGCAGAGCGGUCCAAGUAAACAACUCACAAAUGGAUUUGAUUUUGAUAAACAUGUCAAUUCAAUAAGUAGGAAAAAAAUGCCUCCAGGUGAUAUACGUAGGAAAGCACCAGUUGAUGAUAGAAGAACACAAAAACGCCGUAUGGUCGACUCUGAUUCCGAAUACGACUCGGAGAUGGACGAUUUCAUCGACGACGGUGAUGCAGACCUCGACUACUCGUCCGCUAUCAAAGAAAUAUUUGGUUACGACAAAUCUAGGUACCGCAAUAUGGAUGAUGACGAUGACCCCUCGAUGGAGUCGAGUUUCGCGCGCCAGCAGCGCGAAGAAUAUAUUAGUAAAAAGAUUGGUAUCAUGGAGGACUUGGAAGAUAUGAGAAUGGAAGCGAUGGAAAAAAAGAAAAAAGGCAAACGACGGCUUUCCGACGAUUAA